UUGUGUGGGGACUACGCACGAAAUGGCAAGAUGUUGCUUUUCAUUUUGAGCGGAUAGUAGGUGGACGAUACCAUAAAAAACUGCAUCAAGAUGUAUCAAGUUUUGAUCUUUGUUAUUUUGCUGACGACAGCAAAUGUUUUGGAGGGAAAUAAUGAUAAAAUCAAGUGCGAAGACGACCCACAAACAAGUGCAGUUUGUCCAGCUUGGAAAAAAGCUGGAGCGUGUGAGAACAACAGAGAUACAAUGCGAAUUUAUUGUCGAAAGACCUGCAAUGACUGUAGACCGCCAUCACCACCUGUGCCAAAAAUCCCGAAAUGUGCCAGUACACAAUACGGAUGCUGUUGGGAUAAUGUAACUGUAGCCAAAGGUCCAACUAAUGACAUUUCGCAAUCUCAGUGCAUGCCUUGUUUAAACAGAGGUAGUAAGACAUUUUGCAAUAACUGGAAGUCUGAUUGCAACAGUGCCAUUAUUGGACAAGGCGAUGUUAUGAGAACAAGAUGUCCUGAGACAUGUCAAGUACCAUGUGACUAUAACUUAAACAAAAAUCUAUGUCGUGAUGACCCUGCUUACAUUACAAGUUGUAUUCAGUGGUAUGCAGAUGGAAAAUGCACAAGUGAGCAAGCCAAAAUGAGAGUGCUGUGUGCAUCUAUGUGCGGCUUCUGUAGUACUGCUGGAAGGUAAAGAUGUUGAAAAUGUAUAUUCUCAUAUUUCAGAAUACUUCUGUUGAUAUGGUUGAA
Hydractinia symbiolongicarpus is the source of this 737-nucleotide messenger RNA. RefSeq lists its product as uncharacterized. Bases 91 to 681 code for a protein of 196 amino acids. The transcript is spliced from 6 exons. Lineage: Eukaryota; Metazoa; Cnidaria; Hydrozoa; Anthoathecata; Hydractiniidae. The record is from RefSeq and is a predicted model, not a curated record.